Molecule: messenger RNA, 1356 nt
Organism: Cladophialophora psammophila CBS 110553
Lineage: Eukaryota; Fungi; Ascomycota; Eurotiomycetes; Chaetothyriales; Herpotrichiellaceae
Exons: 1
Coding region: 1-1356 (451 amino acids)
Biological process (GO): carbohydrate metabolic process
Molecular function (GO): hydrolase activity, hydrolyzing O-glycosyl compounds
Source: RefSeq, a predicted model, not a curated record
AUGAGUCGAGACGCAACGCCUCUGGCUGGCUCGCCAGACUCGGCGAUAGCGAGUGCCGGAUCCCAGCAGGAAAAGCCUGUAAACCCCUUUCUCACCCCUUAUGCUUCCGGAGAUCCCUCCAGAGCAGCAUCAUCGACAGCACUUCCUCAGCCAAUCCUCAAUCAGAAGUACUUCCGCUCUCGCAGAGUCAAGAAAGGAGAGGUUGAACGGCCGUGGACAAAGGUCAAAGAUCCUCGAGAGAAGUGGGUGACAAUCAUUCCACUAAUUGGACUUGCGAUUGGUUUGGGGCUUGCCGGUUUGCUCGUCUGGGAUGGCCUUCGAACCGUUGUCAAUCACAAAUACUGUCCAGUUUAUUUGGAGGAUUUCUCAAAUGGCUUCAACACCAAAGUCUGGACUAAAGAAGCCGAGGUCGGGGGCUUUGGUAACGGCCAGUUCGAGGAGACCACUAUCACCGAGGAAAACGUUUUUAUUCAAGAAGGAAUGCUCCAUAUCAAGCCGACCCUUCAAGAUUCUAGACUUAUCGAGACAAACAACGUCAUCGAUCUGCAGGCUGGCGGUGUAUGCACAUCAUCAGUUUGGAGCAACUGCAUCACAGGCACAAAUACGACCAAUGGAACUAUUGUCAACCCUGUCAAGUCAGGGCGCAUCAACACGAAGAAAGGGGCGGUGAUCAAAUAUGGUCGAGUAGAGGUCGAAGCCAAGCUACCCAAAGGUGAUUGGUUGUGGCCGGCAAUCUGGUUGCUCCCUGUCGAUUCCAAAUACGGCGUGUGGCCCCAAUCUGGGGAGAUUGAUAUUGUCGAGUCUCGUGGCAACAACCAUACCUAUCCACAGGGAGGCAACAAUAUUGUUUCGAGCGCUCUGCAUUGGGGCCCAGACGCUGCCAAUGAUGCCUGGUGGCGAACUAAUGUCAAGAGGAACGCACUGCACACGACAUUCGCAAAGAGGUUUCACACAUUCGGACUCGAAUGGUCGGAGAAGUAUAUCUUCACGUACAUCGACACUCGUCUGCUUCAGGUGCUCUACACCAACUUCGACAAGCCACUCUGGGGCCGCGGCCACUUUCCCCAGGCUGGCGAAAACGGCACUCGUAUUGUCGAUCCAUGGUCGAAGUACAACCAUAAAUCAACACCCUUCGACCAAGACUUUUAUCUCAUUCUGAACGUCGCAGUAGGCGGUACGAAUGGGUGGUUUGAAGACGGUAAAAACGGCAAGCCUUGGGUCGACGCGGGUGAGAGCGCGAAGAUGGAUUUUUGGAAUGCGCGCGACACGUGGUACCCGACGUGGAAGGACGGCGGUCAGAUGGUAGUUAAGAGCGUCAAAAUAUGGCAGCAGCAGGGAUACAACGGAUGUCAAUGA